UUUCCUUUUUUCAGUGAAAAAGAACUGUCGACACAGAACUGUGAACUUUUUUUUUGAUAUAUUUUUCUGUAAAUUUUUCGUGUUUUCGGAAGGAAACGGGUGAAAAUGUCAGAAGGAAUACCAUGCUCGGAUACCGGUGGCGUGAAGCCAAUGACCAUUGGUGGUCGUAUGGUGCGUGAACGGGAAAGAUGUAUUGGAAUGACUCCAGAGGAACGAGCCUGGCGAGCUCAAUACUUAAAAGAUCAAAUUUUGACCGAACGUGAACCCGUUUUCGUCAAAGAAUUGCACGAACAAUUCCGUAAUCCACUUCGUCGAUGGUACAUGAAGCCAUUGGAUAACCUCCUGCUCGAACCAUUGAUCCCGAGAAUUGGUAGAGAACCAGCUACAAUCAUUCGUACGAUGAUCGGCAAAAUUGGAUUGGGAAUUGCAUUCACCUAUGCUGUAAUCUAUUAUUUUAAGUACAAUCCAAAUGAUUGGACAAAAAAAUCGGGAUGGAAAGUGAUUCAUUCACGUAAGCGUGUCGUUCCAGGCGAUCCAGGCUUUCCACAGCUGUCGGAUAGAUCAGAGUUCGGUGACUAUGCAUCAAAAGGAUUCAAAAAUAGCCCAAUCUAAUUGCUUGAAUUUAUCCAAUAUAGAGAGCAGCGAAGUUUUUUCUUUUCACGUAGUAACUGAAUUUUACCAAUAAAAUGUAAGAAAGAGACAAU
Sitodiplosis mosellana (orange wheat blossom midge) is the source of this 704-nucleotide messenger RNA. RefSeq lists its product as uncharacterized. Lineage: Eukaryota; Metazoa; Arthropoda; Insecta; Diptera; Cecidomyiidae. Bases 106 to 612 code for a protein of 168 amino acids. The transcript is spliced from 3 exons. Gene Ontology annotation, biological process: mitochondrial electron transport, NADH to ubiquinone. The record is from RefSeq and is a predicted model, not a curated record.